This is a messenger RNA of Eimeria maxima, 1758 nucleotides long. Its product is annotated as DHHC zinc finger domain-containing protein, putative. The record is from RefSeq and is a predicted model, not a curated record. NCBI's taxonomy places the organism in Eukaryota, Apicomplexa, Conoidasida, Eucoccidiorida, Eimeriidae. Gene Ontology annotation, molecular function: protein binding; palmitoyltransferase activity. The coding region runs from base 1 to 1758 and encodes 585 amino acids. The transcript has 14 exons.
AUGGAGUCUUUAAAGGGGCCUCCAAUGGAGGAGGCGGACUCGGGGAUGUUUCUUGAAUCCCCGCUGCUGCGGAUGUCGCAGCUGCCGGGGAUCGGCUUAGAGGCUCUAGUUGUUGCUGCAGCAAGACGUAAAGACAGUGCAGGGUUUAUGGGUUUAUGCCGCUCUCUUGCCAGCAGCAAAGGUCCAGCCGCCGCAGCAGCAGCGCUGCAGGAAGCGCAUGCACUACACUGGGCAGCCUUCUUAGGCUCUGAUCUUCUUCUUACUUAUCUUCUACAAGAACUUGGUUGCUCCCCUACACAUCAGGAGGAAGCUUCUCUGGAGACUCCAAUUUAUUUUGCAAUUAAGGCGGGCAACUUCGAGGCGGUUCGUUGUCUGCUUGCUCACGGUGGUUGCACGUUGCUGCAGCAUCAGAAUCGGCAUAACAUGACGCCCUUCCUUGUUGCUGCUGGAGAAUUCGCUGAGGAGAAAAUUGGCGAUGCGCUGCGCAUCUUGGAACUUAUCUAUCUCCACGGAGUCUCUUUAGAGGAACAGGAUGACACUGGACAAACCGCCUUAAUGUGGGCAGCUCGUCGUGGUUCGUUGCCUAUUCUUCAGUGGUUAUUAUCUAAGGGAGCGAAUCUAAAUCACCGCGAUUGCUCGGGUAGCACAGCAUUGCAUGCAUGCGUGUCUGGAUGUGGGGCUGAGGAUUGCAUGCUGUUAUUAUCAACAUUUAUAGGUUUAUUUGCUAUGACGGUCUUCCUUAGCACCAGCAGCAGCACCACCACCAGCAGCAGCAGCAACAGCAGCAGUAAUAGUAGUAAUUGGGGGCUGCAUGCAGCUGCUGCUAUAGGCAUGUGGGGGGCUACACAAGUCCUAUGGUUUAUUACAUUCAAAGCCGAUCCCGGGAUCGUCCCCGCAAGUCUUAAUCGUAUUAAAAGUCAAUUCGCCUCUGUACACCCGAGGUUUACUCGUGAGGUUUUAAAUGGACUUCGAUGGCCAUUAGGCCCUUCUUAUGGUCCUUAUCAUUCCCAGCUCGAACAGCUUGACAGGCAGAAGUUAUUAACAAACUUAGAGUUAUACGAGUUGAAUGCAUUAGGGAGUGUAUGCAUGGAGGAUUCUUCUUCUGCUGCUGCUACUGAGGAUAGCAGUCGUAUAUCUGCUGCAGCAGCAACAUUAGAUCAAUUACGUGAAUCUGCAUGGCAACUGCAGCAAGCAGUAGCAGCAGAAAGACAGCAUAGACUAAAUGAGGUGUAUAUACACUCCAUCAUGAAUGGAUCUUCUGCUGAAUUAAAACAAAUUUGUGUUACUUGUAAUAUUAUUAAACCUAAUCGUGUUCAUCAUUGUGCUGAAUGUGCACAUUGUCUACUCCGUCAAGAUCACCACUGUAUGUGGGUAGAUAAUUGUAUAGCAGCAGGAAACACUCGUCCUUUUGUUUGUUUUCUUUUUUGUAUUUCUCUCUCUAUUAUUGAAUCUUUCUCUCUUACGUGGUUAUAUGCUGCUGAGGCUAUCACCUCUCCAUCCCAAUGGUUAUGGUUGCUCAUAUGCUUAUGCCUCGCCAUAUCUAAUUUUGCAUGGCUUCUUUUUGCUGUUUAUUUGUUGCUGCGUACAACGCGAACAAUUUUAUCUAAUGUUACUUACUUUGAGUUCUUAAAAAAGCCUCCGCAUAUAGUGGAGAGGUUUGGAGGAAAGACAAGCGGCUGGUUGUGGGAGUUAGGAGGUUUAUCUCUUCCUGCAAUUUUUAGGAACGUAAUAUGGUUUUGGCAGAAUUCUCCAAACUGA